AUGAACAACAGCUCCACAACGAUAGAGGAACAACCAGAAACAGCCGAUGCUCGCUUUAUUGUGUCGAUGAUUGUUAUCAAUGCUUUCAGUGGUCUCUUGGCAACUGUUCUGAACCUCUUGAUCAUCGCGACUUUUAUCAAGACGCCAUCUUUGCGAACACCUUCGAACAUUCUUAUUCUUAGUCUUGCCAUCGCUGACUUUGGUGUUGGUGCUUUUGCAGAGCCUUCUUACUCUUUGGUACUUUUGGUGAACACAUCAGCUGUUACAAUAACUGCCAUUACUGUCGACCGAUUCCUUGCUCUUCACUUACAUUUAAGAUACCAAGAACUUGUCACAACUAAGCGCAUAUCAGUGGUGAUACCUUAUGGCGCAGUAGCAGGAACAGUGGUUGAGACCAUUCUCUUUAUGAACAGCAGUAUCAAUCCAAUCAUAUAUUUCUGGAGAAUAGAAGACAUGCGAAAUGAUGCUCUUCAAUUGUUGGGAUCUCUACGAAGACGUAAUAAUGGCACGAAUGACACUGGUAGUUCUAGUUAA
Messenger RNA from Exaiptasia diaphana, 534 nucleotides. RefSeq names its product adenosine receptor A3-like. The transcript has 3 exons. Gene Ontology annotation, cellular component: membrane. Lineage: Eukaryota; Metazoa; Cnidaria; Anthozoa; Actiniaria; Aiptasiidae. The coding region runs from base 1 to 534 and encodes 177 amino acids. The record is from RefSeq and is a predicted model, not a curated record.